AUGGGACGCAUUCGCGAGACGGUUCUCGCCCGAGAAGCCGUUCACGAAGACGAUCUUCUAGCACGUCGAAAAGUCGAAGAAGUCGUGACCGGCGAACCACCGAAAAAAGUAUGGAUGCAAGUCCUAAUAGCCGCUCAAAUAGCCACUCACCGUCGCCAUCAAAUGGUAGAGGAGAUGAGAGCUCUCCGACACGUCGGGACAGAGGUCGUUCGGUAUCAAGAAGUCGCAGUGAAAGCGACCAUGAAACAAGAAGCCGAAGCGAAUAACUUGUUCUUGCCUUUAUCGCGAACUUGGGUAAAUUCAAUGACCUUGUUCCACGAUCUUUGUAGAAUCUGCCGCUCGCGCUCUCCUGAUUUCGAAAGAAGCGAGAUAUUGCGUGACUCUUGGGCUGCACUAAAACGACAGCCUGACAACUUCGAUGCUUGGAUUAUGAUUCUUACCCAGGCGGAUCAGUCUAAUGAUGUGAAGCUAGCACGCGAUAUUUAUGACCGAUUCUUGAAGAAGUAUCCAUACUGCUAUGGUUUCUGGAAGAAAUACGCGGAAAUGGAACGCCGUCAUCAAAAUUUUUCGGAUGCUCUAAGCGUAUGGGAACGUGGAAUACUUGCCAUACCAUUAUCUAUCGAUUUGUGGCUUGGGUUUCUUUCCUUCAUGCGAGAAUUAGCACCACAAUCAGACAGAGGAAUAGAGAAGCUGAGAGAGUUGUACGAUAGAGCAGUCUCGACCGCAGGUCAUGAAUUUCAUAGCGAUCGUCUUUGGCAAGACUAUAUCGCGUGGGAGGAAGCGCAAGGAGAAUGGCGACGAGUAGCUGAAAUUUAUGAUCGAUUGAUCCGCAUUCCCACUGCUUUGUACAAAAGUCAUAUGGAAAGGUAG
Cylicostephanus goldi is the source of this 870-nucleotide messenger RNA. The record is from the annotation of a GenBank genome assembly. Lineage: Eukaryota; Metazoa; Nematoda; Chromadorea; Rhabditida; Strongylidae.